AUGGUUCUUGCUAAGCCGGAGAAUAAGCACGUUCUCAAAGCCUUUGACCUUAGCGGCAAGGUCGCCAUCAUCACUGGUGGUGCUCGUGGAAUCGGGUUGGAGGUGUCGAAGGCUUUGGCAGAAGCAGUCUACAACUCGUCCAAAACUGCGGAGGCAGUCGCUGAAGAGAUCGCCGUCACAAAUCACGUCAAAGCAGCCGCAUAUAAAGCCGAUGUCGGGAACCAGGAAGAUGUCGAGAAGGCUAUUCGGCAAAUCGCAUCCGACUUUGGUAAACUGGAUAUAGUAGUCGUCAACUCAGGUAUCACCUCGAACAUCGCUGCAGAAGACUACACCGCGGGGCAAUGGCAUGAUAUCAUGAAGGUCAAUCUGGACGGUGCCUUCUAUACUGCCCAGGCGGCAGCUCGGAUCUUCAAGGAACAGGGGCAUGGGAAUGUUAUCUUUACUGCGUCCGUCAGUGCCACACUCGUCAACGUGCCCCAGAAACAAGUCGCAUACAACGCUUCCAAGGCUGCCGUGGUCCAGAUGGCCAAGUGCCUGUCCGUUGAGUGGGUUGACUUUUGCCGCGUCAACUGCAUCUCUCCUGGAUUCAUAGCCACCGAAAUCCUCGAUAUCCACCCUCAAGAAUGGCGAGAGAAAUGGUACAGUAUGAUCCCGGCACGUCGAAUGGCGGAUGCGUAUGAGCUCAAAGGGGCCUAUGUGUUCUGCGCAUCCGACGCGUCAAGCUAUAUGACUGGGGCUGAUAUCGUAAUCGAUGGCGGCUAUACCCUUCCUUAG
This is a messenger RNA of Aspergillus heteromorphus CBS 117.55, 774 nucleotides long. RefSeq names its product SDR family oxidoreductase. The transcript is spliced from 5 exons. The record is from RefSeq and is a predicted model, not a curated record. Gene Ontology annotation, cellular component: intracellular anatomical structure. Bases 1 to 774 code for a protein of 257 amino acids. Lineage: Eukaryota; Fungi; Ascomycota; Eurotiomycetes; Eurotiales; Aspergillaceae. Gene Ontology annotation, molecular function: oxidoreductase activity, acting on NAD(P)H, oxygen as acceptor.